Messenger RNA from Desarmillaria tabescens, 1029 nucleotides. RefSeq lists its product as uncharacterized. The record is from RefSeq and is a predicted model, not a curated record. NCBI's taxonomy places the organism in Eukaryota, Fungi, Basidiomycota, Agaricomycetes, Agaricales, Physalacriaceae. The transcript is spliced from 2 exons. Bases 355 to 1029 code for a protein of 224 amino acids.
CGAUCGUCACUCUUUCCGUCUCGACCAUCCCUCUGCACAGGGAAUGUUCAAUCAAUGCGAUUUUCCCAUAUCCUUACCGUUGCUGCCCUCACAAUCUUGUUUCUCGUAAAGAUGCCAUACAACUGUCACUCAUGUGGCAAGAUUCUCAACAAUAAUCGAUGUGCUAUCAACGGCCACAAGGCACAAUGCCCCAAGAGAGCUUCUAGAGCUCGAAUGCUUGCUGAUGGCGCCAUGGGACUCAAGAAAUCGAGUAGAGGAGGUGGAAAAUGAUUUGAGGGACUGGGAAAUCUGAGACCGCCUGUUCUACGGGAUGCUCCUACACCUGGCUCAUCGAAGAGCAAUUCUCAUUUCUCAAUGGUAGCAGAAGAUUAUAGACCUCCAACUCCUACCACCAAUCUAUCCGAUACUAUGAUGGACCUCAACGAUUUUCAAACUGGCGCAGAAUCGGACAUUAUUAUUGACAAUCCUAAACCAGAACCAGUCGUCGAAGGUCGAGGUCAUCGGAGAAAGCUCAUACGGAAGCAUCUGCAUGAUUAUCUCCCUUCCUCCAACCUAGAAACCACACGAAUGAGCCAAUAUGCUGAGAUCAAAUCUCCACCAUCUCGCCACUGGCAACCUCCAAAGGUAGAAGAGGAACAGCCUUCCGAAUCCGAUUCAGAACUCGAGCUGGACAACAAACCAGCAUUUACUACGACAGAUCCCAACAUAUUUGGACUUUUCCGUCAGUAUAAGACGUUGCCAUCCUGGGGUCCCGAGAAAACGAAGACCCUGAUUGACGUUUGCGAUGCACCAACAUUUGCCACUGCUACGACCGGAUCCACACCUGCACUGAGCAUUUACGGUCCACAUACUGCGAGCGCUAUGCCAACUUCCAUCCCAUCCAUGGCACCAUCCUCUUCCGACUCCGAUUCUCAAUGGUUCGCACUGUUUCUGAACGCAACAGUUUGUCGUCUCAUGAUAUGGUUUUAUUCGAGUACGACGAAGACAUUAUCCGAUCUUAAUCGUCUCGUCCAUGAUGGUUUCCGCUGA